Messenger RNA from Sycon ciliatum, 1132 nucleotides. Its product is annotated as large ribosomal subunit protein uL10-like. The transcript is spliced from 9 exons. The coding region runs from base 142 to 1086 and encodes 314 amino acids. NCBI's taxonomy places the organism in Eukaryota, Metazoa, Porifera, Calcarea, Leucosolenida, Sycettidae. The record is from RefSeq and is a predicted model, not a curated record. Gene Ontology annotation, biological process: cytoplasmic translation; ribosomal large subunit assembly; ribosome biogenesis. Gene Ontology annotation, molecular function: structural constituent of ribosome; large ribosomal subunit rRNA binding. Gene Ontology annotation, cellular component: cytosolic large ribosomal subunit.
UGCGAAACCGGCAAAAGAAACGCGUCUCCUGGCGUUCUUUCUCUUUCAAGUCUUCACGGCUUCGAAGCAUUUCAGAGAAUUUAGUCUCUGUCUGAUAACGUCUUGUCUUUAAAACUCCAUCCCUGCACCAAUCAAUCGAAUAUGGGCAAGGAAGACAAGGCCACCUGGAAGGCCAACUACUUCGUCAAACUCACUCAACUGUUGAACGAGUACCCCAAGGCAUUCAUCGUCAACGUCGACAAUGUCGGAUCCAAGCAGAUGCAGCAGAUCCGUAUUGCCCUCCGUGGCUCUGCCGUUGUACUCAUGGGAAAGAACACCAUGAUCCGCAAGGCCAUCCGUGGACAUCUUGAGAGCAACCCCUCCCUCGAGAAGCUUCUGCCCCACAUCAGGCAAAACGUUGGUUUCGUUUUCUGCAAGGAGAACCUUUCCGAUGUCCGUGAGAAGAUUCUCUCCAACAAGGUUGCGGCCCCUGCCAAGGCUGGUGCUCUCGCCCCCAUCGAUGUGUUUGUGCCCAAGGGUGUCACCCCCCUCGGUCCCGAGAAGACAUCUUUCUUCCAGGCUUUGUCCAUCACCACCAAGAUUGCCCGUGGUUGCAUUGAAAUCUUGAAUGACGUGCAUCUCAUCAAGGCUGAUGAGCGUGUCGGAGCUUCAGAAGCCACUCUUCUGAACAUGUUGAAGAUCUCUCCCUUCAGCUAUGGUCUCCGUAUCCUGAUGGUGUUCGACAACGGUUCCGUCUAUGACCCCAGCAUUCUGGACAUCAAUGAUGACCAGCUGCUGAAGUCCUUCAUGUCUGGUGUGAGCAAUGUCGCUGCCACUUCUUUGGAGAUUGGCUACCCAACUGUUGCCUCCGUGCCUCACUCUAUUGUCAAUGGCUUCAAGAACCUGUUGGCUGUUGCUGCUGAGACUGACAUCACCUUCAAGGAGGCUGAGAAGAUGAAGGCCUACUUGGCUGAUCCAUCGGCUUUCGCUGUUGCGGCCCCAGCUGCUUCUGCCGCUGCCCCAGCAGCUGCUGCUGAGACCAAGGCUGCUGAGCCAGAGCCCGAGGAGGAGUCCGACGACGACAUGGGUUUCGGUCUUUUCGACUAAGAGUUGGAUGAAGUACGAACAACAAUAAAAUGUUGGCCUUUCAUAA